Messenger RNA from Eucalyptus grandis, 1462 nucleotides. Its product is annotated as tetraspanin-8. Gene Ontology annotation, cellular component: plasma membrane; plasmodesma. Bases 354 to 1172 code for a protein of 272 amino acids. Gene Ontology annotation, biological process: auxin-activated signaling pathway. Lineage: Eukaryota; Viridiplantae; Streptophyta; Magnoliopsida; Myrtales; Myrtaceae. The transcript is spliced from 2 exons. The record is from RefSeq and is a predicted model, not a curated record.
UCAAGGAGCUUUUUCCUUUGCUUUGCUUUCCCUUGCGUUCUUGACGUUGGCAAAAAGCUGUGAUUUUCAAAUCGGUCACCGCCAGUCACUCCCCCAAUUCCAACCCCCGACUCCACGACUGCCUGUCCCAAGCCAGUCGUGAUCUCUCCUCUUUAAAUCGCCAAAGCUCGAAACUUCCCAGCACGAUUCUUGCGUUCACUCGUCACCGCCAUCGCUCGACCCGCGUCGGUUACCGUCGCCACCGCGUGCAGGCGUUGUAACCACCGCCAUUUACCGGCAUUAUAUUCCGACCCUUUUGCUCAUUCGGUCAUCGGAGCGAAACCCACCUCAAAGAUCGCACCUUUUUCGCCGCCAUGGUCCGCCUGAGCAACAACCUCGUCGGGGUCCUCAACCUCGUCACCUUCCUGCUCUCGAUCCCGAUCCUCGGGGCCGGGAUAUGGCUCUCCAACCGGGCCAGCACCGACUGCGAGAAGUUCCUCGAGCGGCCUGUCAUCGCCCUCGGCGUCUUCCUCAUGCUGGUCUCCCUCGCCGGCCUCGUCGGCGCGUGCUGCCGCGUGUCCUGGCUCCUCUGGGUCUACCUCCUCGUCAUGUUCUUGCUCAUCGUCCUCCUGUUCUGCUUCACCGUCUUCGCCUUCGUCGUGACGAACAAGGGGGCGGGGGAGGUCCUCGGCGGGCGAGGGUAUAAGGAGUAUCGGCUCGGGGACUACUCGCAUUGGCUGCAGAAGCGAGUGAGCAGCACCAAGAACUGGAACAAGAUCAAGAGCUGCUUGAGCGACGGCAAGGUCUGCUCGAGCUUUCAAGAAAAGUACUUGAACGACACGAUCGAGAAGUUUUACACCGAGCACUUGUCUGCUCUUCAGUCUGGUUGCUGCAAGCCGUCAAAUGAUUGCAAUUUCAUCUAUGUGAGCCCGACGGUGUGGAACAAGACUGCUGUCCCUGUCAGCUCCAACCCAGAUUGUAAUGCAUGGGACAACGACCCCAAGGUUCUGUGCUACAAUUGCCAGUCAUGCAAGGCCGGGCUGCUGCAGAAUAUCAAGACCGACUGGAAGAAAGUGGCCGUGGUCAACAUCAUAUUCCUCCUCUUCCUCAUUGUUGUAUACACGGUGGGUUGCUGCGCCUUCAGGAACAAUAGAGAGGACAACCAUUAUAGUGGAUACAAGGGCCCCUACUAAAAUGGUACACUAUAGCUGGAUCACUGCUUGUGUACUUGAGUGAUUAGCGAACAAUGUUGAUGCUUUUAUUUCUUGUUCAGCUGCUACAAUUCAAUUCAGUCGGUCCUGUACAGCAUCCGAUCUUUCAGGAUUUGGUGGUUACUCUUGCUUCAUUGAUUUUGUGUUCUGCAACUUUUCGUGCCAUGAGUUCAUUUGAUUAUCCACUUCGCCCUUCUACCUUAGACCUACAGUGUAUCGCUAGCUAGGAAAAUUAUGACCAGCGGUCCACCACUAGCUGUGGCUUUGUGCAA